Xyrichtys novacula (pearly razorfish) is the source of this 9096-nucleotide messenger RNA. NCBI's taxonomy places the organism in Eukaryota, Metazoa, Chordata, Actinopteri, Labriformes, Labridae. The record is from the annotation of a GenBank genome assembly.
UCUUGGUUUGAUUCCCUAACCUGUCCAGGUUGUACAUACUGUUACAGCGGCAUCAGGAGGAAGACUGUUCUCAACAUGCCUCUGCUGCCCAACCUGGACCUGAAAAACGACCCGGUAUGAACACACACUCACUCACUCAGGGGAAAGCCUGACCCCCAAUUUCCACUGCAUCCAGAACGGCUACGAAAAGGCUGUAUCCGCUGAUCGUUGCUGAUUGUAACCAAGUUAACGUGUCAAUUUCCACCGGCUUAUUUCCGUUCCACUGCGAAUAGUCGGACUCUACAGCUGUUAACAAGAGUUUUUUUUUUGGACCCUGGAGCAUGCCAGACAGAUUCAGCACGUAUUAACCCGUACUGGAAAGGAAGUCGGGCACAGACACAAAAUAAAAUAUCCGUCUUCUUUCAAAAUAAAACACUCAGUGUUUCAGGAGGAUCGUAUUUCACACCAUGCAAACGGGCGGAGACGAACAAGGAAAAGGUUUUUAGACGUCAUUUCACCCCGAUGACACCAUGGAUGAGGAGAUGCUGAUUCUGGAAGUCUAGAAGUAGAUUUCCUCCUCUGGAAGGACACAAUCUACUGCUUAUAUUUCUAUGUGUCUGUCUUUAUAGAAACAACUUGUUAUUGCGCCAUUACAUGUGAAUCCGCGGGUUUGUUUGAGUUCUCAUGCUUCUGCUAUCCGCCACAAAAUUCGCCUCACAAACAGAUCCGGUAGGAAUUGGCGGACGGAGCCAUUCCGGAUGCAGUGAAAAUUGGGGGUGGGGGCUCAUUUAGAAGUUUAUAUAAAGCCUGUCUCCCAUAGGUCGCAGUAUUACUAAGGCCUAAGAACCAGGAACAGCUUUCUGAUGGUCAAACCCACAGGAACAGGACCUGGAUUUUAGUAAAGUAGACCUCAUCAGUCAUCCUCCUCUUCUUCUGUGUCUCCAGGCUGAGCUGACUGAGCUGGUUCAGACUUACAAACAGGAAGUGACAGAAGCGGCGUGUGAGCUCAUCUGUGAUUGGGCACAGAAGAUCCUGAAGCGUUCGUUUGACACGGUGGUGGAGAUCGCUCGGUACCUGAUCCAGGAGCACAUCGUCAACCCUCGCUGCAGCCAGGCGGAGCUGGUCACCUCUGCGGCGCUUGCAGGUAUGCAUGCAGUCAAAGAUUGUGUAUGUGUGUGUGUGUGUCGUCGAGCAGUAUGUUAAUUUGUCGAUCCGUCGAGUGGAAUGAAACAAAAACAGUCCGAGUGUGUCUGUCUGCAGGAGGUCCGGCAAAAACACACAAAGUCAUCAAGAAAACACCGGUUAUCCCAAAAGCUGAGGGCGAAGGAACCGAUCAGAGGGUGAGCUUGCCUGUUCCUGUCCAAUUGCUGAUCAAUGACUGAUCAGCUGUUUCUAGUGUUACUGUUUCCUGUCUGUCCGCAGAGGGACCUCGGAGACUCUUCCUCCUCGUCUUCACUCAAACUUCCAUCAGGGGACAAAUCAGCUGCAGCCAAAUCUUCCUCCCUGGACUCUCCGCCUCCUCCCUCCUCUUCCUCCUCUUCUCUUCGUCCUGCUGUAGGUUAAUCUCCAGUGUCUGUUUUCUUCAUCUAGAUGUUGUUGGUCUCCUUCACUCAGCAUUCUCUGUGCCGCAGGUUGAGGCCUUCAUGAAGCAGUUACCCAGAAUCCUCCCUCGCAGCUCCAUCCCUGAUAAGACCCAGCUCUCGGUCCGCUCCUCUCCGCCCUCGCUGGCUCCCAAAGACGCCUCAGGUGUAGGAGGAGCUUCUGGACCCGGAGGCCCGGCAGCUGCUGCUGCCGCAAGUGGUGGUGGAGUGAAGGUCAUUGCCAUGGCAAGACUGCCGCAGCAGCAGGGCGCCCCCGUCCCAGUGGUGAUCCUUCCUCAGGGGUGUCUGUAUGAGAGGGAGAAGGUGGCGCCCCCUCAGCCACCUCCUUCUCAGCAGCAGCACGGCCCUGCAGCCCCCACUUCAGUGGUGCAGAAAGCCCGAGCCAGCACCAGCAAGCGCCCCCUGGAGGUGACAUCAGGCGGCGGUGCUGCGGGUCUGUCUGGUGGCUCCGCUGUUAACACUCCACCUGUGAAACGGAAACGUGGACGACCGAGAAAACCUCGACCAGAGGACACCCUGCCUCCUCCGCCUCCACCUCCAGCACCUGCAGUGCUUCCUCCUCAGCCCGCCCCUCCACCAUCACCCUCACACCCCUCUAUCAUCACCUCCCUGACGGGUGGGGUCAUCCAGAAAGCUUCCUCAUCUUCCUCCUCCUCCUCACAGCCGGUGUUGGAGCUGGUCAUUCAGGACCAGCCUGGGGGUCUGGUUCUAAGCCCCCUGCCAGCCAUGUCAGACCCAUCCCACCGAGGAGUUGUGGUCCAGUGCCAGCCUGGGGGGGCGGAGCCAGACCACCACAGCAGGCCUCUGCUGCUCUUUAGUCCAGGGAACCAGAGCUGGGAGCUGGCAGCGUCUGGACGGACCCCAAUGGUGGAGGUCAUCCAGAAAGCUCCGAGGCCGAGCAAUAACAACAGCAGCAGCAGCACUGCUCCACCUGCAGCACACCUCCACCCUCCUCUUCCUCUGCCCACGCUGCACGAGGAGCGGGGGGAGGUGGAGAUCACACUGACGCCGCUGGAGCUGCCUGUCAGCCAGCCGCUGCCUUCCUCCUCCUCCACCUCCUCUCCUCCUGGUGCUUUCGCUCCGGCCCCCUCCUCCUCCUCCUCCCCCUCCUCCAUCACAGUGAAGAUUGAGGAUGAGGAGCCGGAGGAGAGCUCCUCACAGAGAGAAGGAUGCUAGCGUUCACCUUUUUUCUUUCUUCCUCAUAUUUUUUAUCAGCCACCCCCACCCCCCCCACACCCCACUUAGCUGUUACCUCACCUGAAACAAAGCCCCGCCCCUUUACCUUACCCUUUCCUAAUUGGUGGAAAUCCCAGAUCAGCUCAGAAGAGAGCCAAUCAGAAGGAUAAAUGAAGCCGACUCUCCCUUCAUCAGCUCCCAUUGCACUUGUAUACAGACUGGACGCUUUAGACUCCUGUGAUUCUUUACCUGCAUGUCCGUCCGUCUGUGGCUGAACCCAGAAGAUCCACUCCUCAGGUGGCCGGGACCGAUUUGAACCUUCCUCUCUUCUUUGCUUCCUUCCUUGCCACCUUGUAUCCUUCAUCUCCAGACCACUCUUGUCUAGUUUGGUCACCAUUUGCAGCUCUUGUCCUGCUUCACAUCAGUCCAUUUAUAGAAAAAGAAGAAACCACAGACUGAAGACAGGCGAGGAUAACUGAGAGCAGAAGAAGAGGAGAGGUAGACAGGUCUUCAGCGUGAACUCCAGCCCUGGAUGGAGGUCAGCCUGCAGAGGACAGAUACUGAGGGUACUACGGGUUAGAGCCUUCUGAAGGCUCUUUGUAUUAAAUAAGAAAACAGACCUCUUAAUCAGAGUUCUGCCUGGAUUCACCUUCAGUCCAACUGAAAGCCUCUCCCACACACAGAGAUCUAGAUUGGUGUCUCCUGGUUUAAAGUCAAAAACUGGACAGGACGUGUGGUGAAGGAGGACUGAGGUCCGAAAAGUCCUGAAACAGGGAAUUGAAGGUGGACUCUGGGUUUCUCUGUUCUGAACAGAUCUGUUUUGUGUUGUUUGUGUUGGUGAUGGUUCAGUUCAUAUUUCUAAUUGUCUGCGUGGAUGUUUGCGUGUUUGUGUCUGAGAAAGGGAGGGACGAGAUACCGAAACACAAUCCUCUGAAACCCCCUCACCACAAAAACGGUACCAUCCAUCCUUCAGGACAUGAGCGACGUCACACAUGAUCCAUCUCACACCUCAUUCGCUGAUAAGACAAAUUUUGAUCUCUUUAUUCCAGAUUUCUUUUGUUUUUGUAUCACAGAACAAAUCAGGAGAAAAACAUGAGGCGCAGGCCGUAAAACUUCAAAACUGUUGCUCACGGCUCCAUGUUGUCUGAUUGUUCACCUUGAAGCUUUUUGUACUGACUCAAGCACUUAUUUGGCCUCCAAAUAUCAAACUGUUAAGGGUUAAAAUCUCAAACAGAAACUUAAUGUGGACUUCUGCACACGCUCUGUGCAGAGAUGAACCCACACAAACAGAAGUUUAAUGAUCGUCCCGUUCUCUUUUCAAAGAUCACAUCCACUCAGACACAAAGAGCUAAAGGUAAAUUAAAGAUGCAGUAAAAAAAAAAAAAAAAAGGUUUGUAGGACAUUAGCUUGUGUAGCAGCAAUGCCUGGCUCUGUUUUUGUUGCCUUUCAACUUUUGCACUAACACUUCCUACUUUUAUUCACCCUUGAAACAAUGUCAGGAACAGCAGUGUGAAGUUACCAUGACCAGUCCUAAUCGGAGAUCUUAGUUUCAUUUCGGAUUUUACUUUUUACAUCAACAGGGCUGCUAUGAGCCUAUCACUGCAAAACAGCCACCAGAUUAAAACAGUUUCCCUACGAACAAACCGACAAAUGUCGGGUUAUUUUUAGCUCACUGACUUCCCGGACCGUCAUCCUCCUCAUGGUAACAACACAUUGCUAACACACACUUCACCUCCACCAAAAACUGCCUCUCACAACAUGAACAGCUACCUUCAUGGCUGGUGCUAAUACCUUUGGCCCUCUCUGUUUCCACCCAUCAGCUACAGAUUUGUACAAAAAACUUUCAGUCACCUAUCAAGGAGUGAAUACAGUCGUGUGUGUCUGUGUCUGUGUGUGUGUGUGUGUGUGUGAGUGAGAGAGAGAGAGAGAGUCCUGAGUAUGUGAGUCCUUGUUUCCCUCCGUCCUGUGACAACGAGAGCUUCAGGUCGGUUCAAGAGAUGCCAAAACAUUCUCAGACUGUUAAAAUAAAACCUGAAAAAUGUCCUUUUAUCAUGAACUGAGUGCAGCCAAAUGAUUGUGCUCUACCUGCAAGGAAAAGAGCGCUUCAACAACUCAAAACCUGCUCUUAUUCUUAAAGUCAAGUGCCAACAUUUAUAGUUUUUCACCUGGUUGACUUUGGUCCAGUCUACAAUGUUUUGGUCUCCCUUUUGCAGCCUAGCCUCUGCCCCGUCUGGACAGAACCGAAACAAAUGAAAAGUUGCACUGUUAAAAAGUUCAAACAAGACAAAGUCCUGUACGUUAUGAAUUUAUUGUCAUAUGCAUUGAGAAGUAUUUAUGAGUGAUGUAAUGUUCUGCUUUAGGCUUGCACUUGCUAGAGCGUAUCACAUGUAUUUUUUAUCGCAAAAAUUAGCCAGAAUGAAAUUCUUGGUUGAACUUUGCUGAGUAGAGAGAUUAGAAGUAUGAAAAAAGAGGAAAAGAGAUGCUCUUAUAUUUGAGGUUGUAGUAACUGUAGGGAACUCCAAAGAUGGCUGGAAGCAACAUUUCACUCGAUAAGCAAUGACUUCACCAAGACGGUCCAGUCAGAGCGUCUGUAUGCAAGGUUUGAGAUGAGGACUUGAGAAGUCACAUGCUGGACUUGGAUAUGCGACUUUAUGAACAGUUAAUUGUCAUCUAAAGGGCAGACCAGAUAUGUCCCAGUCCAGAUCUUAAAGUGAAACGUUGCUUUUGCCUUCUUGUUGGGAAACUAUUGCUGAAGUGUUGGAGUGAUACCUGAGGUGGCACAAAGAAGUAUGUUUCCUUCUGCAGGACCUGCUGGGCUUACCUGGGCCAACUGGGUGAAAAGGAUGAAUUUGGAAAUGUUUUACAGAAAAUCAAGAAGACGUUUUGGUCAGCUGACUGGCCUGACCAGGUUGUUAGUUGUUAGUUUGGGAAAGUCCUAAAGAUCAACUUAACCAUGCAAGUUAAAUUGUUGGUUCUCAUUGGAAUUUUGGACAAGUCCGUGAUGGCACAAAUCCCAAGUUUUACCAGGAAACCGGACUGUCUGGGCCGGCGGACACAGAAUUACCCCCAGAAUCUCUGCAACACAACAAUUGGAAUGAAAUGUCCAGUCUGUAACCCCACAGACAGUUAAGACCCCUAAGAAGACCUUAAAAUGGUUUAUGGAAAGUCUGCGAUGGGAUAAGGUCAGUUGACUGUCUGAAAGACAAACUGUGUUUUAUGAGUCCCCCAAAGUCAGUGUAUGUUUGUUAAGCAACACUUAUGGCUGGGACAUAAAAGGAGGUGUGGGGAGUGUUACAGAUCUGUGGCUGUAAUUGCUACAAGCCUCCUCUUGAAGCUGGUCAGGAAUCUGAAUGUAAGAGUCAAAGAGGUUGAAGACAUCGGUCCUUGGAAGUCAGAGAUUGCAUUGCAAGUCCCAUUGUUGCCCAUUUCCUGGGCUGACUGGGAAAGAUGCUGGCUGAGUAAAAGAAAGGAGUUAAGUUCAGUUGAAGUUCAUGAUGGGAAAAAGGUCCCAAGCCCAGACUUUUCCUUCAGAAUCUGUUGGAGUGGUUGAAGAACUUUGGAAAGUUUUCCCAGCUUUAAAGUCAAGAUCCUCAAAAGAUUACUCUCAUCAAGAGAAAUGGUUUGAAGACUUUGACAGCAUCAAAACCCUGUUUUCCUCUAAGUGAGUCAGCUGGGUGCAAAGAGUUUCCUUCAGUUUUGUUAUUUGGAGGAUCUCUGAAGAAUGAAAAAUCAGAUCAAGAUCCAACAAAAUAACAAAAUGGUACAAAGUCAUUGGUUUCCGGUGGCCCCAGUCUGUCUGAGUUUGACCCGUUUGGCACACUUCCUUGAGGGGACUGAGCUUAGCUGAUACUGUUACAUAAAGAUAAGCCUUAGAGGACCCAACAGGGCCUUUCACCAACACAAGAUCAAGAACGAUAAGGAUUUAGGGAAAUGGUACAUAGUAAGUCGAUAAAGGUCCAGUUUGCCUGGUUUGGCUGAGUCCUCCAGAGUAUGGUAGACUGUCUAGGUGGACUAGGCUGAGGUGAUGCUGUUCAUGUUUCAUGAUGAGCUUUAGAGGGUUCAAUCUGGCCUCUAAGUCAGCAAAAAUAAAAACAAAACUUAACUUUUGGAGUAAACCAGAGAUCGCCUAAUAACCUUGUCAGGAAGAGUUUGGCCCACCGUCUAGACCGACCAGGUCUGCUAGACCCAGUAAUACACAACGUUGAGAGCCUUGGGUGGCUCAGUCUGGCCUUGGGUGGCUCAGUCUGGCCCACUUCAUUGGCUGACUGGUUGAAAAGAUCCAAAGAGGGUUUGAGGAAGUGUUCAGGACCAGUAAGGAUAAGCCCAAAAACUCCAGUUUGGCCCAGUUCAGACCUGCAUUCGGAACCCAGGUUUGCCAUUGAGGGUGGGAGUGGGAUUCUUUCACUGUGGAGCCGUGUUGCUCAAAAAACACAAAUCCAGAAACGGGUCAGAUAAUCAAAGAUUUAAGGAUCGGGAUUCGGGUAGCAGUGCCUUGACCUGAAAGGAUCAGUCUCGAUGUUACAGCGUUUUCUGAUGUCACUUCCUGUACCUGGUCUGUCCGUUGUGUUUGAAAGUGUUACUGUGUUUUUUUCAACUGAACGGCUGUCUGUCCCUGAUUUGUUGGAGUUUUAACGAUGCUCAAUCAGCUUUAAGGGAUGUUGAUUCACAUUCUUAUCAACCAGCAAUGAACCGGACCUGUCAAGACCAGUGUGGAGCUCAUACAGGUCCUCAGAAAGUCCAAGGGAACUAGAUAUCUCUACUUCGAGACAGAGAUCUGACCUGGACUUUCUGACAUUUUGACCUCUUUUGGUUGUGCUUUUUUGAGUCAUUCAAUUGACCGAAAUAUUUGGACUGUUAGAUCUCUCAGGUGACUGUCGUCUACCCUGAAUGUGAAUCACAUCAACAGGAGUAAAAAUGUCAGUACUAAAAACUAGUUUUGAAGAAAAAGGACAGUUUUCCUGCACUGACGGACGUAAAGGGAUCUGAGUUGGUUUUGGUGCCAGUGAGCAGUCUGAAGGUAACUCGACUUUAAUGUGACGAAAUGAAGAGACGUUAGUAUGACUGAGCUGGUUCAGGUCAAGCGCUGCAGUCUUUGUGAUGGUGGUGGUGCUUAAUUUCAAGCCUAGACUGAGAGUAGCUCUGUUUGAUGUCUGGGGUCCACUCUGAGGUCCAGGAUUUCCUGAAUCGGUGGAUGACUGGUUUUAAGACUCCCAAAGUUCGGAAGUCUUGAGGGAAAUGUCCUUUUGAGGUUUGAGCCCCCCAGUAGAGUGUUUCAGGUGCUUCCCCCUGUCUUGGAAGGAAUUCUGGGUAAUGCAGUCCUGUACACGAGUGGGAUUCUGACGUCAAACAGACAUUCAUGCUAUGUUUGAGUUACCUCAGAAGUCAGAAGUCCGAGCUGAAAACGAUGUGACACCUGAGUUACAAAGUCGGAAAAAAGCAAAAUCAAGGAGGAAAAGAGAUGGCUACAUCUACGAAAGUUAUUUUAGCGCAUGACUUGUCCGAAUAUAACGCAAGCUCUUAAAUAAAUUUCGUAGAUGUAGCCAUCUUCUGGCCUCCGAUUUUGCUUUUUUCUGAGUUGGUAACUGAAAUGCUGGAGACCCGGGUUAUGGCGUCAUUUUCAGCUCCGACAUCUGACUCGAAUGCAGCAUUAGAGCUCAUGCUGCCAUUUUCUGUUCUCACGGUGCAAAAAAACAAGAAUUGCAAUCAAAUGUGUGUUGCCAUCAAUGUUUUUUUACUAAAGCAGAUGAGUUUCUCUCAUCGUUGUCCUCUCUUUUUUUGGGUGGUUUAGUUCCUUUUUUUUCUUGUUGACGUCAGUUUUUUGCUACUUCAUACUUUGUACAGCUUGUGAUGUGCAGAUUUUAUGAUGAUGGUGAUGAUUAUUACUGUCGCUAUGAAGAUAUUUUAAGGUGUCUUGUGUGGAAGACACUAUCGGCUUCCUGCAUGGUUUUCCUGUGACUGUUUUUGUAAACUAUUAACUUAAAAGUUUUUUUUUUCUUUCCCUGUGUCUCGCUGGCUUUUGUGUUAAUUAGCACUUUACUCUUUUAAAUUAGAUUUUUAAUUCAGAGGGGCUAAAAAAUAAAACCCUUCCCUGUUUGCCCUAUGGUUUGGAAACCACAACAAUAAGUGAAAUGCACCUUUACGUUUCAUGCGUAAGUUGUAACUUCCGCCCCUUUUUUUUUCCUGGAGCCUGUUUUGUUUGUUUGUUUGUUUGUUUGUCUGUUGUGAAGAGAAACAGAAAAGUGUCGGGGGACUGAGGCCAGACUCAGAACAUUAAUGUGAAUCUAUUUUCCUACGCUGACCGACUGGAAUAAAGAAAGUGAAGUUCACUGGCUGAAAAAAA